UCUUGUUCUUCUCCGCGAGGAUUUUCCUGGCGCUCGAGGGCGCUGGCGCCCGAUCGCAAGCAAAUGGGGGGCGAUAGGCCGAGCGGCGAUCUCUACGCUGUUCUUGGGCUCUACCGGGGAGCGUCGCCGAGAGAGAUUCGCAGUGCGUACCGAAGGCUUGCGAGGAUUUGGCACCCGGAUAAGUACCUCGGAAGGGAUCCAGAGGCGGCAAAGUUAAAGUUCCAGGAGAUCCAUAACGCCUAUGUGGUGUUAUCGGACUGGAAAAAGAGGUUAUUGUAUGAUCAACAAAGCCAGUUUCAAGGAUUUCACCAAAACCCCACCUAUGGAAUGAAGGAUUUCUUGGGUGAAUUGCGGACGAUGAUGCAACAGCAGGUUCACGAGGAGGAAAACGCGAGCUUUGAGGAUCUGCGAGCUACCUUUUUCAGCAUGUUCAGUCCAGAGCAUUCGUUUCAUUCGAAUCGAUCGCUUUUCAACAAGCUCGAGAACGCACACUUGCAAAGGUUUCACACCCGCCACCGUUGAUCGAGAUGGGAGCUCGCAAUUUUGUACAUAUCUACAGGAAACGAAUAAAUCGAAGUUCUCACUUCUGAGUUCACACGAAAAA
Molecule: messenger RNA, 604 nt
Organism: Selaginella moellendorffii
Lineage: Eukaryota; Viridiplantae; Streptophyta; Lycopodiopsida; Selaginellales; Selaginellaceae
Product: chaperone protein dnaJ A6, chloroplastic-like
Exons: 4
Coding region: 64-522 (152 amino acids)
Source: RefSeq, a predicted model, not a curated record